AUGCCUCGAACUAUGAAAUCCAAAUCUUAUAAUAAAUGCUUUGAAAAAAGAAGAGAACAUGGUUGCUCUAGAGUACAUAGAAUUAAAUUAACAAAGGUGUUCUCUAAUUCCAAUUACGGAAGGAUUAAUAAUAAUUCUCACACAACAAAUUGCAAUUCUUGUGAUGAUUCUGAUAAUUGUAUGGAAUUACUUACUGAACGUUUGGCCAGGAUCGAAACUUUAGUCAAUAAUCUAUAUAAAUUAACUCAAGAAGGUCUACACAACUCAAAAAAGAAUCAAAAUCGAACGUUAUGUAAUAUUGACUUGACUUCUUGUAAAUUGGAGGAUUUACAAAAACUUGUAAAUUUCACCACAAAUGCAAUGUCUCCUCCAUCGUCAUCUCAGCCAUCUCCUUCUCCUAAAUCUAUCCAUCAAGAAAAAAUUCAUUCUGAAAAUUAUUCAAGGACAAAAAAUUUUACAAAACGAGAAGAAAUUUUAAAAUAUGAUAGUCAAGAUUCUGGUUACAUAAGUGAUGAUGAUGUUGAUUUGAAACCAUCAUCACCGGUAACAAGUUCAAAAGGAAAUAUCGAUACCUUAGAGGGUGAGAACUACAUACAUGCGAUAUAG
Messenger RNA from Funneliformis mosseae, 606 nucleotides. The record is from the annotation of a GenBank genome assembly. Lineage: Eukaryota; Fungi; Glomeromycota; Glomeromycetes; Glomerales; Glomeraceae.